CGAGGCAGCGGCGGCUCGGCCCGCGCAGGGGCUUGCGCGGCGGUGGUUGCGGCGGCGCCAGAUGAAUUCCCGUGAGGUGUUUGCCCCAAGUGCCGGCGAGGAGAAGCUCGGAGGAGCGGCUGCAGGAGCGUGAGGACCGCGGUUUGUCGCUGCUGAGUGCCUGAAGCUGGCUGAGAAAAGAUAAAGCCACCGGAGUGUGCUACCAAGUUACAGAACAGCUGUCUUUUCAAACAUACAAACAGAAAGGAUAUUCUCUACUUCCUUUAUUAAAUGGUUGAGCCAUGCCUCUGGUGAAAAGGAAUAUCGAACCAAGGCAUCUCUGCCGAGGAGCUCUGCCAGAGGGAAUAACUAGUGAACUGGAAUGUGUAACGAAUAGUACCCUCGCUGCUAUCAUCCGCCAGCUAAGCAGCUUAAGCAAACAUGCUGAAGACAUAUUUGGUGAAUUGUUUAAUGAGGCUAACAGCUUCUACAUCAGAGCAAAUUCCCUUCAAGACAGAAUUGAUCGCCUUGCUGUCAAAGUUACCCAGCUGGAUUCAACAGUAGAAGAGGUAUCGUUACAGGAUAUCAACAUGAAAAAAGCUUUCAAGAGUUCAACAAUUCAAGAUCAGCAGGUAGUUUCAAAGAACAGCAUUCCUAACCCAGUGGCUGAUAUUUAUAAUCAGAGUGACAAACCGCCUCCUCUGAAUAUUCUUUCGCCUUAUAGGGAUGAUAAAAAAGAUGGAUUGAAGUUCUAUACUGAUCCUUCCUAUUUUUUUGAUCUUUGGAAAGAAAAAAUGUUACAAGAUACCGAAGAUAAGCGAAAAGAAAAGAGGAGACAAAAGGAGCAAAAGCGUAUAGAUGGCACCACCCGUGAGGUGAAAAAGGUUAGAAAAGCCAGAAACAGACGCCAGGAGUGGAAUAUGAUGGCGUAUGACAAAGAGCUUAGACCUGACAACAGGUUGUCUCAAAGUGUGUACCAUGGAGCAUCUUCCGAGGGAUCACUGUCCCCAGAUACUAGGUCCCAUGCAUCUGAUGUUACAGAUUAUUCUUAUCCUGCCACUCCGAAUCAUUCCCUCCAUCAGCAGAUAGCAAUGCCUUCAUAUGGAACAGGAGAUGGUCCACAGUACAUGGGAGUAUCCCAAAGCCAUGAGCAUGAAUACAGACCACCUUCUACCACAGCACGACAUGCUACUUUAAACAGACCUCAGCAACCACCUCCACCUCCACCCCAGCCUUCAGAUGGGCAGCAUAGCUCAGUACCUGUGGUACCAGCAGAAUAUGGGAUGGUUCCAGCUCAGAUGGUGGAUUAUUACAAUCCUACGGGGCCUCCCCCUCCUCCUCCCCCCCCAAUGAUCCCUUCAGCCCAAACUGCGUUUGUGAGUCCCCUUCAGCUUCCUGUGCCACCUUCCCAUUCCGGACUGGUGACAGGCUCUACAUAUGCAGCUACUCAUCCUCCUCCUCCUAGUGGGCUUGUUGUCACCGCUCCUCCUCCUCCUGGCCCACCUCCCCCUCCUCCAGGCCCUCCUGCUGCAGCUUCAUCCCUCUCUUCCUCCCCCAUGCAUGCUCCUCCAGCUGCUGAGGCAAAACGCCAUGACGCUGCACAGCCGCCAAUAAGUGAUGCACGAAGUGAUCUUCUUGCUGCCAUCCGAAUGGGAAUUCAGCUGAAAAAAGUGCAAGAACAACGCGAACAAGAAGCAAAGCGGGAGCCUGUGGGAAAUGAUGUGGCAACCAUCCUUUCAAGACGCAUCGCUGUGGAAUACAGCGAUUCAGAUGACGAUUCAGAAUUUGAUGAGAACGAUUGGUCAGAUUGAACCUGCUCUAAGCACACUGGCAAGUUCGUGAAAUACUUGGCGUCAGUGAUUGCUUUCUUAGCACGAUGUAAAGCAGGAUGUUGACAUGUAUUAAGGCUAGUGAUUGAAGUGCUAAAAUUGAAUUGGUAUUAUUCAGAAUGCUGUAGCUUAGCAACUCUGGUAAUAAUGUGAUUAUGCUUAUGCAGAUCAGAAACUUGUCUUACUUUCAGUAUUUACCGCAUAAUACUUAAGUGCCACUAAAUGUAGCAAAUCAUGUGCUGCGUGCAAAAUACGCUGCAGUUGUUGCACUGUUACAGAACCAGCAUUUUAUUUUACUUUCCUGAUCUUAAGGGAUAAAAUAUAUUUUUUUGACUUUGCAUCUUACUUUUUUAAUUAUGUAAACAACCUGGGUACUUGUGAAUUGGUCUGCUUGUUAGUCUUUGAGGACGGUUAACUAUGACUGGGUGAAGUGUUGAGUUCCAUAAAUACACAACUUUUAGCUUUUUAUUAGAUGCUAAUUAUGCCCAUGUUAAAAUGCAGCAGACAGUAACUAAAUACCUACUUAGUCUAUUUUUAAGCACAUCUGGGCUUAGUUUUUUGCAUACAGAUUUAAUUUUAUAUAACUCAAUGUUUUUUAAUAUUAAAAACGUAGCAGAUGAUGAAACGUAUGCUUUGCAGAAUGAAUCCACGUGAUCCAAAAUUAACACGUUAUGAGCAAACUGGACAAAUUUGUAACAGUAAUAGCCCUAGGUUGCUGCCUGCUUGUUGGGUAGAAUGCUGGGAAGCCUCAGAUGGGUAGUGAAUGUGUCUGUAUUACAAAAGAGGGUUAAAACACCUGUACAGCUUUUCAGUUUUAUGAUACAGAUCAACUAGACACAAAAAUAUCAGGAUAGACCUGAUAGAAGCCAGGUGGUUGUUGCAGUGUAGAAAUGUUAUGCUGUUAUUGCUGAAGAGUGGAACUCUGCCAGUCUACAUCUAGCAGUCAGAUACAUUUCACAAGUACUAAACUUGGUCCUUAUGCUUGUAGGUACAAAUACUUGUAAAUAAGUUUUGUUUGUUGAUUUGUGUAUGUAUAGUCAUGACAGAUUGUUUUUGGUUUCCUGUAGCACAUUUACUCAAAACUACUAUUACUUUGAAUGUAUUUCUUUCCUAGUACAUCGCAUUUAUGUAACAGUUAUUGGCAGAUAAAGCAGUUUUAAUGGCUGUUUAGGUACUGUGCUGUCUGUGUGCAUUCUUUUUCUCUUUUCGUUGGAACAGUUGCUGACAGUCUGCUUCGGCUGUCUGUUUUCUUUAAAAGUAAUUCAUAUUUUUUCUCAGUACAGUAUUAAAAUGUUCUUUUUUCUCUUGGACUGGGAGUAGGGCUGCUGCUUUGCCUGAUGAGGCUUUUAAGAGGAGAAAGUUCUUUCGUUAACAGAUUAAUUUUAAUCUUUGUAACAGAAGUCAGUGUAAUUCCAGGUCUAAACAUUGGUAAAAUGCAUUUGUUCUGUGAGGCCCUGUCUGUUCUUAAAAAUAACAAAGAAAAAAAAUAUACUAAAUGAAAAUUAAAAAAAAAAUGAAAUGGAAGAUCAUUAUCUAACCUCUGUUUACACAAUUAAGGGUUUUUAGUCCUGAGAAUGUAACAGCCUAACAAAAUGUUUGCAUGCAAGCUGCUGGCUAUUUCACUGCUGUUCAGUCUGCAUAUAUUUUUUUCAAUCUGUGAUGGUCGUUUAUACGGUAGGGUGGCAACAUGCUGCCUCCGUGCUGGUGUUAAAGACUUACCUUAUGAAGUCCAACCAAUCUCUGCAUAAUGCAAUCUGCAACUACAGUUCCUGUCAGUCAGUGGCAGCUGAAGGUACUCCUCUCAGUUUGCUAGUUCUGUUCUUGUCUUGGCCUUAAAUACAAAGCUGACUUUUGCUUUAUUUUGUGCACUGGAGUCUGAGGUCUGCGUGUCCACAGAGGCCGUAGCUUGAUGAAGGUUUAUAAUGCACGAGAGAUGGUUUGUUCUGAUCAUAACGACGCCCUUGCAUGGUGGCUUGCAAAAUGGUUCUCCAGAUGAGUCGGAUCGAAGCGCGACUCAGACUGCAGUGUUACGUAGCUGUACAGGUGGGGAGAGUACUCUCAGUAUUCUUUUACUACGUGUUGAAAUGUAUCAGCAGAAAAUUCUUUCCAUUCUACUGAAAUUUGAUAUGACAGAAGAUUUAUUUUAUGAGCACAGAGGCUGGGUGUAUCUGAAAUUUUGUAAUUUGAUGUUUUUAAAUAAUAAACAUUAAACAAGCAACCAGUUGUGACCGGUUAAGAUGGUGUAAAUUUUUCAGUCUUGGUAGCCAACCUGUUUUUCUGAAUCUGCUACGUUGUCAUUUUCCUUUCAGUAUUAAUUAAUAAAAAUGUGAAUUUAGUGAUGUAAACUAACAUUCUAGGCUGUUUUUAUCAGUUUUAUCAUACUUUGGGUUGUGAAUAAGUAACAAAUAUGAAUAAAAUCUCACUUUUGA
Molecule: messenger RNA, 4237 nt
Organism: Oxyura jamaicensis (ruddy duck)
Lineage: Eukaryota; Metazoa; Chordata; Aves; Anseriformes; Anatidae
Gene: WASF3
Product: WASP family member 3
Exons: 11
Coding region: 282-1790 (502 amino acids)
Biological process (GO): positive regulation of Arp2/3 complex-mediated actin nucleation; actin cytoskeleton organization
Cellular component (GO): cytoskeleton
Molecular function (GO): Arp2/3 complex binding; actin binding; protein kinase A regulatory subunit binding
Source: RefSeq, a predicted model, not a curated record